AUGGAAAUUUUACUGGUUCUUAUUAGUAGCGUCCUUAGUUUUUAUUACCAUAACUGAGCUCUUUCAAUUACGUACAUAUUUAAUAAAUAUAAAAGUAUUUCUAUGGAGGCUAUUUAUACUUAAUGGAUUAAUAUUGUUCAAACAUGGCUUGAUAAGUUUAUAGACUUAUAAUUUUAUUGAAUUUUAAAUAUAAUAAGCAUAUCAUCAAUGGUGGGACGAAGAAGUUAACGAUAAAUAUCAAGUCCUAAAGCGGUAUUCCUACUCUUUACUUGGCUUGGCAGUGGUUUUGCUUUUCGUUUUCCUCACUGUUAAUUCAAAUAAGAUUGAAAUUGCUAUACUGCACAUCCCUUACUUAUUUAUCCAUUUUGUCAGCUGCAGCCUAGUUUGGUAUUUCGACAGAAAAGGCUACCUCGCUAAGUCGCUAUUCUCAAUCAGUUUUUCAGAAUUUAACUGUUUUGUGCUGUGGAAGCAGGGCCAAAAUGAAUAUAAAUCAGAGCAACUUUUGUUUGAGAUGCUAUCACUGAUAUUCAUUAACAGCUUUGAGCUCCCUUUUGUCCAGACUCGGCUAAUGAAAUGUGCCAUUAUGUCAAAACAUUUAUAUUUAUGGCAUUACAGAAAAUACUUACUCCCCCCCCGUGAGCAAACAAAAAAAUCUUAUUCGCUCACGGAGGGGACUUAUUUUUUUUUUUCGAAAUUUCAAAAAAUCCUAAUUCACAAAAAUUGGAAAGCAAAUAUCUAUUUAAUUUGUAAAGUUUAUGUUUUAAAACGUAAUUUGUUUUGAAAUUAAACAGAAUUAGCUCGAGAUUUCAUUAUAAUAAUUACCACUUAUAUAUCAAAAAUUUUUUCCAUACAAAAUUUAUCUAUUAAAAAAAUUUUUGUUCACUUACGGAGGGUGGGUUUUUUGGGCAAAAAAUAGGGAUUUUUCUAAAGGUUUUGUUUGCUCACGAAGGGGGGGAGUAAUAAAUGAGCUCUUUUUAGAUGCAAGCUACACGCCCCACAUGGUAUCAUUCCUUAUUAUUUUUCUAUACAAUAUAAAUUCUUAUUUCUUGAAAGCCAAAUCAUAUGAGAGGUUUAUAUCAAGGAAAAAUCUUGAAAAUGCAGAAAGCCGAUUAAGUGUUCUUUUUAACUUGAUUUCUGAUGGGGUUUUGGUGCUUUCUGAAAAUAAAGAAGUACUAUUUUCGAAUCACAACUUGCCGAAGCUGCUCUGCUGCGAAAUUGACUGUGUGGUUGAAUUAUUAGCUGAAAUUGAGUUUUUAGAAGGGAAAAAAUAUUCUGAAUUAUCAGAAUCAAAUAAGCUUAUAGAUCAUAAGCUAGAGAUGAGUAAUUGUGAGGAGGCAAAAUCUAAAAUAAUUAAUAGGAGCUAAUUAUUUUGCUAAAAGUAAAAAAUGCUUUUAAGAUAAUAUGGUAUAUAAAUUUUAUUAGAAAUUCAACUCUCAAUAGUGAAAUUUUUCUGGGAGUGAGCGCAAAGCCUUCUAAUCUUAUAUGAAGAGGGAAAAAAGUUAUAUGAGAAAAGCAGCAGAGCAUUUUAAUUACAGUUAGAGAUGCAAGCGCUUUAAUUCAAUUUGAAAAGGCUCGCUCAGAAAAUAUGCUUACUCCCCCUUCCGUCAGCGAACAAAACUAUUGGAAAAAUCCCUAUUUUUGGGUCAAACCCACCCUUGGCCAGCGAACAAAAAAAUUAUUUUAAUGUAAAUUUUUUAUGAAAAAAAAUAUUUUGAUAUAUAAGUGAUAAUUAUUAAAACCUGAUCCCUGUUUUGGAUCGGCCUCCAUGACAUCUCUUGAGUCAGAUGGGUUUGCUUGCAAAGUUAACUACCCUGAUGGCAAACCCUCUUGUGAUUGAUUGAAGCUUUGCAACCGGAGGAGCUAACUUUGACAGCAAACGUAUGCUCGUCAACUUAUCAUCUGGCAUCGGGAGAUGUCAGAUAAGCCCUAUCCAAAGCAGGGAUCAGACUAUAUAAUGAAAUCUCUUUAAUUUUUAUUUCUACUGGCUCUUUUUUUAAAAUUUGAAAAAAAAAAAAUUAUUAUAUAUAAAUUUUUAAUAAUAUUUUAAAAAUAUUUACGCUCACGGAUAGAAAUAGUUAAGAAUAUUUUAUUAAGAUCAGUAACUCAUGAAUUGAGAACUCCUAUUAACGCAAUCUCAUUUAUAGUCGAAGAAUUAAUGCGCGAUCAUAAAAUCUCUGAAGCUCCAGAACACCUUGAAAAGCUGAAAAUAGUUUCAGUGUCAGCCAAACUUUUGAUUUCUCUUGUAAACGAUUUAUUGGACUACUCUAAAAUGAUAGCAGGGGCUUUUACUGUCCAAAAGAGUAAACCCAAGCUUCAUGAUAUCAUUAGCGGCUGCUUACAACUUAUAAGAAUUCAAGCAGAGAAAAAAGAUCAGAUUAAGAUUUUAUACGACUAUAGCGGAAUAAACCAAUAAUCGCUUGGCUGUCUGACUCCACAAAGCCAACCUCUAUAAACCUUGGAAUUCAAAUGAGGAAAAUGGAAAGCUGCCCUUUUUGGAUUUCUACCUUUAAUUACCUGCCCAAAGGAUUAACUCCUAGGGCAGAGUCAUCGUCUGGGAGAUGACUCGAUGACCAGAUAAGAUAAGCCUAUCUGGUAGCUGAAAACCUGUCUAGCCUCAGUAGGAAUAGGAAAAUCUUCGGGAGAAACUAAAUUUCCUCUUCAGCAACGCUUCGAAUGGCCUACUACUUCAAAGGAGAUAUAGGUUAUAUUGUCAGCUUUACCAGGAUGGAGCCUAUCUGCUCCAUAGGUCUGCUAACUUUACUAUAUUAUUUCUUUGACGAGAAAAAAGGAAUUCAAGUUCUUGUAAGAAUUGAUCCAAAAUUGCCUGAAUAUGUAUAUACGGAUGCUUUGAGAUUAAGUCAGAUUCUGCUAAAUCUCUUAAGUAAUGCACUAAAAUUUACAAUUAAAGGAAGGGUUGAGCUUGUAUGUCUGCUUGACACAAAUUCAAAGCUCAAAAUAAUGGUAAACGACACAGGAAUUGGAAUCAGUGAGUCGAGGAAACAAUGGAUUUUCCAAGAAUUUCAUUCAGAUAUAAGCUUAAAUAUAAACCCAGAUGGCUGUGGUCUUGGCCUUGUAAUUUCAAAUAAAAUUGUCCAAGAACUUGGAGGAAAUCCUAUUGAAGUCAUCUCAAAGACAGGAAAAGGCUCAUCUUUUAUUUUCUCAAUAGACAUUUUUGAAACUCCUCCCAAUCUUCAGAUACUUUCUGAUGAUUAUUUUUCAGACUCUCAGGUUUGACUUGACGAGUGCUUAACUGCCUCAAUUGCUGAUUUUGAGUCUGCUAUAGCAGAAAAUAAAAAUGCACAAGUUUUGAUUGCAGACGAUAAUGACUUUAAUAGGAUGAUUUUAGGGACUCUUCUUAAACGCAAUAAUGUUAAUUAUAAUGAAGCAUGUACAGGAUUAGAAUUAAUCAAGAAAGUACAAGAAAGUGAUUCUAUGGGUAGAGCUUAUAAGGUUGUAGUUGUUGAUGGAAGCAUGCCUGACUCCCCCUUUAAAUGGAACAAAAAAAUUGUUCCAAUUUAAAAGGGGGUUAAAUUUUGUUAUAAAAAAAAUUAUCGAAUUAGAUUAAUAAAUUUAUUUAAUAAAAUGCUAUUUCUUCUUUAUCCUUUAAAAACAAGCAAGAUAUCGCUAAAUUUUUAUUUUUAGUUAAUACGCCUCUAUUAAUUGGUAUCAAAACUAUUUACACAAAAAUUAUUAUUUUUAUUGAUAAAAAAAAUUAAAAAAAAAUUUAGAAAAUUUAUCAAUCACACUGCUAAUUUUGUUUAAAUAAAGUGCUCUUUAUACUUUAUUCUUUAAAUUAAAGCAAGAACUAACUCCCCCCCCCCUCCGUGAGUGAACAAAAAAAUUUUGUUCACUCACGGAGGGGGGUUAAUUUUUUUUUUUCGAAAUUUAAAAAAAAUCCUAAUUCGCAAAAAUUGGAAAGCAAAUAUUUAAUUCAAUUUGCAAAAUUUAUGUUUUAAAAAAGCAAUUCGUUUAAAAUUAAACAGAAUUAACUCUAGAUUUCAUUAUACUAAUUAUCAUUUUAUAUAUUAAAAUUUUUUUUCCAUAAAAAAUUUUUCUAUUAAAAAAAAUUUUUGUUCACUCGCAGAGGGUGGUUUUUUGUGCAAAAAAUAGCGAUUUUUCUAAUGGUUUUGUUCACUCACGGAGGGGGGGAGUAAGUAAAUUUUUCAAUUUUUGCAAAGAAUUCGCAUUGAAUUUACAGCAAAAUUAUUUAAUAAAAAUAUUAUUUUUAAAAAUUUAGCAGUUAAGGAUAAAAAUUAUAUUAAAUAAGAUGCUCUUUAUACUCUCUUUUUGAAAAAAGAGCAAGAUAUAACUAAAUUUUUAAUUUUAGUUAAGAAGAAACAUUUAAUUUAUAUCAAAACUGUUUACAUAAAAAGUAUGAUUUUUAUCUAUAAAAUUUUGUAUUAUAAAAUUAAAUUUUGUUCCAUUUAAAGGAGGCUAAUUACCAAAAAAAUUGAAAUUCUAUGAUAUUUUGUUCCAAUUUAAAGGUGGGAAGUGAGCUAAAUGGUUGGGAAGCUACUCGGAAAGUGAUAGAGAUGUACUUUAAUGGAGAAAUUAAAUUUUUGCCUGCGAUGAUCGGAUAUACCGCAUUUAGUUCUGAUAGUGAUAUUAGGCUAUGCUUGGAAUCUGGGAUGGAAGAAGUACUGACUAAGCCAUGCUCUCCUGAAAUACUCACACAAACAAUUCUGAAAUAUCUUUAUAAAUAA
This is a messenger RNA of Blepharisma stoltei, 4703 nucleotides long. The record is from the annotation of a GenBank genome assembly. Lineage: Eukaryota; Ciliophora; Heterotrichea; Heterotrichida; Blepharismidae.